AUGCUGACGCGCUUCUUGGCUUUCUGUGCUCUCGCGGCUGCCGAAACCUGUUUGAACGGCACAGAGUGCGAGGAGGUGAACUUUCUGAGCUACGCUGCGGAGGAGGACUUUCCUCGGCGGAAGCGAAGAUCCAGACGUCAUUACCACCAUGGCUACCGACCCUGCGAGAGUGCUGAGAGGCCCAGCUUGGCCGAGGGACCAGUACCUUGCACCUAUUCCAAGACCUAUGCCUAUCCCGCCACGGUGGUGCAAGAAGAUUCUGGAGGAGUGGCGCAAAUGGAGAGUCGAUGCGACAAUGCUGGGGAGGACUAUGUGAAUAAUCAGUGUCAGGCUACCUGCAUCAUCAACUCCAACUCGGAAGGAUAUAACUACAACAAGUGGGAUGCCGUCAAGGCGUGCCCUUAUCCGGCAGGUGCCACGGAAUUUCCCAUAGUAACGAAUCAGGAGCAGUGCAUGCAGCUCUAUGACAACUUCACUGCACUGGGUGAGGCUGUGGACAUCACCUGGAACGGCGAGGUGUACAAGACGGGCAUCGGUCAUGGAGCACUGAUCGGUGUGCGUGGGAACUGCCUCACCAUCCGCUACAACGGCAAGAACGCCGUGAUUUUUCAGGUGGACAUCAGGUCCUGGUCAUUGGAAAUUACUCAGGCCACCUACCUCUACCUCACAGACAACGAGAAUCCUGGAGGCUUCUGCUGGAUCCCGGAGGUAGAGAUUGUGAAUUGCUUGGAUAUCCCGGGGAUGCCUUCCAGCCUCUAG
This is a messenger RNA of Symbiodinium sp. CCMP2456, 759 nucleotides long. The record is from the annotation of a GenBank genome assembly. Lineage: Eukaryota; Dinophyceae; Suessiales; Symbiodiniaceae.